GCCGGCCCCGUGUGCGCCUCCACUCCCAGCGCACGGCCCCGGGCAGGCAGCGGGCAGCCCGGGCUCGGCGGCCCCGGCUUCCUGGACUUCUCUGCGCGCCUGCGCUCCCUUGGCUGCCCCCGGCCCCCCUCCCCAGCUGCACUGUAAUCCCCCCAGCCCCCCUCCCUUCCCCCCUCGGCGCCUCGCUCCCCCCUAGGCACCUGGGACCCGCACAUGCCCAGCGCACGCGGCGCGCCGCCCAGCUAGAAGUUGCAUCCCCGGAGUUGGAGGCCGCUGAGGACCGAGUGCAGCAGGAAGGAGACAGCGCCGGGCGACAGCGGCCGACGAGGAGGAGACGAGAGUCCCGGAUCGGGGCCGGCGCAUCAUUCUCGUCCCCCAAAGUGGAGCUGCAACUUGGCCACGAUUGCACCUGUUUGCACUGCUCAGCCGAGAGCGACCCUGCAGCUGCUGCGGCGGCGAGGACAGCGACCCCGGUCAUCACCCUCUUUGGCAAGUGGUUUGUGCACGAGGAGAAACUUUCCACCUGUGAGCGGACCGGCGCUGAGUGCGUGUGUUUUUUGCCUCUUUUUUGUUGUUUUUGCCUCCACCUCCCCCCUUCUUCUCUCCGCUAAGACCUCUCCCCACACACCCACCCCCAAGUAUCGCUCUGUUUGAGUCCCUCUCCAUCUCCCAGCCCCCCCGGCCGUCUAUGCUCCAGGCCCUCUCUGCGUGGUGCCGGUGAACCCGUGAGCCGCCCCAAUGUACAGCAUGAUGAUGGAGACCGACCUGCACUCGCCUGGCGGCGCCCAGGCCCCCACGAACUUGUCAGGCCCGGCCGGAGUGGGCGGCGGUGGGGGAGGCGGCGGCGGAGGCGGCGGGGGCGCCAAGGCCAACCAGGACCGGGUCAAGCGGCCCAUGAACGCCUUCAUGGUGUGGUCCCGAGGGCAGCGGCGCAAGAUGGCCCAGGAGAACCCCAAGAUGCACAACUCGGAAAUCAGCAAGCGCCUGGGCGCCGAGUGGAAGGUUAUGUCCGAGGCCGAAAAGAGGCCGUUCAUCGACGAGGCGAAGCGGCUGCGCGCCCUGCACAUGAAGGAGCACCCGGAUUACAAGUACCGGCCGCGCCGCAAGACCAAGACGCUGCUCAAGAAGGACAAGUACUCGCUGGCCGGCGGGCUGCUGGCGGCCGGCGCAGGCGGCGGAGGCGCCGCCGUGGCCAUGGGCGUGGGUGUGGGCGCGGCGGCCGUAGGCCAGCGACUCGAGAGCCCCGGCGGCGCGGCGGGCGGCGGCUAUGCGCACGUCAACGGCUGGGCCAACGGCGCCUACCCCGGCUCUGUGGCGGCGGCGGCCGCGGCCGCGGCCAUGAUGCAGGAGGCGCAGCUGGCUUACGGGCAGCACCCGGGCGCCGGCGGCGCGCACCCGCACGCGCACCCGGCGCAUCCUCACCCGCACCAUCCGCACGCGCACCCGCACAACCCGCAGCCUAUGCACCGCUACGACAUGGGAGCGCUGCAGUACAGCCCCAUCUCCAACUCGCAGGGCUACAUGAGCGCCUCGCCCUCGGGCUACGGCGGCCUCCCCUACGGCGCCGCGGCGGCCGCCGCCGCCGCCGCGGGUGGCGCGCACCAGAACUCGGCCGUGGCGGCGGCGGCGGCGGCGGCCGCCGCCUCGUCGGGUGCCCUGGGCGCUCUCGGCUCUCUAGUCAAGUCGGAGCCCAGCGGCAGCCCGCCGGCCCCGGCGCACUCGCGGGCGCCAUGCCCCGGGGACCUGCGUGAGAUGAUCAGCAUGUACUUGCCGGCCGGCGAGGGCGGCGACCCGGCGGCGGCGGCGGCCGCCGCGGCGCAGAGCCGGCUGCACUCGCUGCCGCAGCACUACCAGGGCGCGGGCGCGGGCGUCAACGGCACGGUGCCCCUGACGCACAUCUAGGGACGCGAGGGGGACUGCGGCCCGCGCCGGCGACGCGCGAGAAGGAACGUGCGGCCAGACCGAGGUGCCCGGCCCGGCCCCGCGCGGCCUGGCUUUUGUGCAGACGUUUCCACCUUCUUUCCUUCCAGGGAAACACUGGCGACGAACACUAGGUGACACCACCCCCUGUCCCCCGCUCGCCUGUCUGGGAGCUUCUGGGAACGGCUAGGCGCGGACACAGUCGUGCGUUUUAGACUGAACUUGGUGUUUUCUUGAGACUUUUUGUACAGUAUUUAUCAUCCACAGAGGCUGGGAGCGUUUCUUUGCUGGAGGGGACACAAAGACCAAGCCAAGCAAGAGGCGACUCCAACUUUUCUAUCCCGCCGGCGCGCUCACGCCCGUCCUGCCUCGCUUCCUGCUGGCGUGUGGUCGCCCGGGAGCUGUUCGCAUCUGUUAUCGGUGUAGUAAGGCAGAUCCAAACACAGGUUUUUCGUAGUUGUUACCACUCUUGGGUUGGUUUGUUAAUUUAUACAAAGAGAUGCCCCCACCCCCUUUCUGAUGGCAGCGUUAUAUUCUGAGUUUUUGUAAAACUUUUCUGUAUCUGAGCUUUUCCAUUUUUUUUUGUUUUGUAAUUAUUUCUUGUAAAUGCAUUGUGAAAUUUUAAUUUAGGCGUUUCAGCGUGGGGAGGGGUAUUCAGAUUAUGUACAUAGUUUCCUAAAAAGCCUUUCUAGUAAAAAACGAAAAAGAUAACCCCUCUUUAAAAACGCAUCGAGUCAAUAAAUUUAAGAGAGGA
Messenger RNA from Myotis daubentonii (Daubenton's bat), 2674 nucleotides. It is a transcript of the gene SOX1, whose product is annotated as SRY-box transcription factor 1. The record is from RefSeq and is a predicted model, not a curated record. Gene Ontology annotation, cellular component: nucleus. Gene Ontology annotation, molecular function: RNA polymerase II cis-regulatory region sequence-specific DNA binding; DNA-binding transcription activator activity, RNA polymerase II-specific. Gene Ontology annotation, biological process: brain development; positive regulation of transcription by RNA polymerase II; neuron differentiation. NCBI's taxonomy places the organism in Eukaryota, Metazoa, Chordata, Mammalia, Chiroptera, Vespertilionidae.